This is a messenger RNA of Fraxinus pennsylvanica, 642 nucleotides long. The record is from the annotation of a GenBank genome assembly. Lineage: Eukaryota; Viridiplantae; Streptophyta; Magnoliopsida; Lamiales; Oleaceae.
AUGGUGGUUAAAGUGUAUGGUCCAGCUUAUGCUGCUUGCCCACAAAGGGUCUUAACGUGCCUUGUCGAGUUGGGGGUCGAGUUUGAACUUGUAUCGAUCGAUCUUGAAUCUGGCGAGCAAAAGAGUCCCAAGUUUUUGCUUCGACAGCCGUUUGGACAGGUUCCUGCCAUUGAGGAUGGAGAUUUCAGACUUUUUGAAUCUAGGGCAAUUAUCCGAUACUACGCAGCGAAAUACGCCAGCAGCAGCAUUGAUCUCCUGGGAAACACUUUGGAAGAAAGAGCCUUAACCGAUCAAUGGCUGGAAGUGGAAGCUCAAAACUACAACCCUUUAGUAUACAAUCUGGUGCUUCAACUGAUGGUGCUGCCACGAAGUGGGGUCAGAACCGACAUGUCGGUGGUUCAGGAUUGCAAGACGAAGCUCGAAAAAGUGUUGGACGUGUACGAGCAGAGACUAUCGAAGAGCAAAUACCUGGCGGGAGAUUCAUUUACAAUUGCUGAUCUGAGUCACCUUCCCAAUACGAGGUUUUUGAUGAAUGAAGGUGGUUUGGGAAAUCUGGUGAAGGAGAGGAAGAGCGUGCAUUCUUGGUGGAUAGAUAUUUCAAGUCGUCCUGCUUGGAAGAAAGUCAUGGAGCUCAAUAAUUAA